This is a messenger RNA of Lampris incognitus (smalleye Pacific opah), 3060 nucleotides long. It is a transcript of the gene musk, whose product is annotated as muscle, skeletal, receptor tyrosine kinase. The transcript has 17 exons. Gene Ontology annotation, biological process: protein phosphorylation; cell surface receptor protein tyrosine kinase signaling pathway; multicellular organism development. The record is from RefSeq and is a predicted model, not a curated record. The coding region runs from base 1 to 3060 and encodes 1019 amino acids. Gene Ontology annotation, molecular function: ATP binding; transmembrane receptor protein tyrosine kinase activity; protein binding. Gene Ontology annotation, cellular component: signaling receptor complex. Lineage: Eukaryota; Metazoa; Chordata; Actinopteri; Lampriformes; Lampridae.
AUGGAGGAGGCAAAUGAGCAGAAGCAGUCCAAGUACCAGGAGCCGGUGGAUCGGUGCUGGAUGAGAGGUGGGAAGAUGCGUUGUGGGCCCAUGGAAGUGGGGUGUAGAGGCUUUGUCGGCUGCCCACUGUGCAAACUCUGCACUGCACUUGGCAUCACUGGGACUGCAAAAAGGAAAGCCAUCAAGACUUCCAUGGAGGCUGCACAGAGGGGCCUCCAGAUGGGAGAAGACCUUACCUUCUGUCCUUGUCCUAUAUCUCCAGCCCCCCGGAUCAUCACCCUUUUAGAGACGGUGGAUGUCCUGUUGGAUCACAAUGCCACAUUCAUCUGUGAGGUGGAGUCCCGCCCUCCUGCUGACAUCACCUGGACCAGGAACAACCACCAAAUCCUUUAUUAUGAUCCGCGUUACAUUACCAGAGAGCAGGGCCAGAUGCUGAUCAUCCCUAACGUCAGGGAAUCAGACAACGGAGAGUACUGCUGUCUGGCCAACAACGGCAUCGGAGAUCCGGCCAAAAGCUGUGGGGCGCUGCAGCUUAAGAUGAAGCCUCAGAUUAAACGCCACCCCACCAAUGUGACUCUGCUGUUGGACUCCAAGGCGGUUUUGCCCUGCGUUACCCUCGGCAACCCUAAGCCAGACAUCACCUGGCUCAAAGAUGAUGAGCUGGUCAAGGUCAGCGACCGCGUCAGCAUCCUCGACUACGGGGCCCUGAAGAUCCAUCACAUCCAGAAGCAGGAUGCAGGGCAGUACCGCUGUGUGGCCAGAAACAGCUUCGGCUUGGCUUUCUCAAAGCCGGUCACCAUUGAGGUGCAGGCUCCCGUGCGGAUCUUGCGGGUUCCUAAGGAGAAGAGAGUGGCGUACGGCGCCCAGAUCUCCCUGGAGUGCAACGCCACAGGAAACCCGACCCCCACCAUCACCUGGCUGGAGAACGGAAACACUAUUUCGGGGGCCUCGGUCGAAGAGACGCUGGUGGGGGAGGUGAUUGUGUCUGUGCUCAAGGUGACCGUCAGUAAGCCGGCCCUGUACACCUGUCUGGCCUCCAACAGGCACAGUGCCGGGGACAACACGGUCAAAGCCACGGCGAGGGUCACGGUGGAAGAGUGGAGACUCUACAAGGGCAGUGCGGGUUACUGCAGUGCGUAUCGUGGUGACAUGUGCCGCGGCGUCCUGCGAGAUGACUCGCUGGUCUUCUUUAACUCCUCCCACUCCGACCCCGAGGACACGCAGGAGUUCCUGGUCCAGAGCUGGUGGACCGAGCUGGACGGACUGAGCGUGCUCUGUAGCCCUGCGGCCCGCUCUCUGCUCUGUCACCUCUCCUUUCCGGACUGCAACCCGUCGGGACUGGGACCAGCGCCCAAACCCGUCUGCAGGGAGCAUUGUCUGGCGGUGAAGGAACUGUACUGCCAUAAGGAGUGGCUCAUCCUGGACGGCAGCUCGUCAGCCCCGUCCAGUUACCGCGCCGGGGCCAGGUCUCAAACCCACAACCUGCUGCUGCCGAACUGCCAGGCCUUACCCAGCCUCCACACGGACCCGCAUGCGUGUACACACGUCCCUUUCGUAGACAUCCAGAAAGAUCAAGUCACAAGAACAUGUUAUAAUGACAGAGGCCGUUUCUACCAAGGUGACAUAAAUGUGACCAGCUCUGGGAUACCCUGCCAGCCAUGGAGCCAACAGGUUCCCCACCAGCACCGCCUGUCUGUGGACGUUGUUCCGGAGCUGAAGAACUCACAGAACCACUGCAGGAACCCCGGAGGAACCAGCGACAAACCCUGGUGUUACACCUCAAACCCCAACAUACGCUGGGAGUACUGCUCCGUGCCCCGCUGUGGAGAGACAGUGUUGAAGCCAGAGACAACAUUCCCCCGACAGACUGCUCCUCUUCCCGCCACAGUGGCGGUGUCUCCUGCCUACUCUAUGUCCGUUAUCAUCAUCCUUCUCACUGCCCUGGCUGCUUCAGCCUUCCUCACCAUCAUCAUCCUCGCCUGCCGGCGACAAAGGAAGCAGUGGCGGAACAGGAAGAGAGUGAUGGAGACCCCGACACUGACCACCCUUCCCUCUGAGCUCCUUCUGGAUCGGCUCCAUCCAAACCCCAUGUACCAACGGGUCCCACUGUUACUCAACUCCAAGCUGCUGGCCCUCGAGUACCCUCGCAACAACAUACAAUAUGUCAGGGACAUUGGGGAGGGAGCCUUCGGCCGGGUUUUCCAAGCAAGGGCCCCGGGUCUGCUGCCCAUGGAGUCCUUCACCAUGGUAGCAGUGAAGAUGCUGAAGGAGGAGGCCUCGGCCGACAUGCAGAACGACUUCCAGAGAGAGGCCGCACUCAUGGCCGAAUUUGACCAUCCAAACAUUGUUCGACUUCUAGGCGUGUGCGCUGUGGGAAAGCCCAUGUGUCUGAUGUUUGAGUACAUGGCUCAAGGCGACCUCAACGAGUUCCUGCGCCGCCGCUCCCCCGCCGACCCCGUGCGCACCCUGAGCUGCGCCAGCCUAUCCGGGCGGAGCUUCUCCUCCGAGGCGGAGCUGGGGCCCCUCUCCUCCGCCGACCAGCUGUCCAUCUCCAAGCAGGUCGCCGCGGGGAUGGCCUACCUCUCCGAGCGCAAGUUCGUCCACCGAGAUCUCGCCACCCGCAACUGCCUGGUGGGCGAGGACAUGGUGGUGAAGAUCGCCGACUUCGGCCUGUCGAGGAACAUCUACUCAGCCGACUACUAUAAGGCCAACGAGAACGACGCCAUCCCCAUCCGCUGGAUGCCCCCGGAGUCCAUCUUCUACAACCGCUACACCAGCGAGUCGGACGUCUGGGCCUACGGCGUGGUGCUGUGGGAAAUCUUCUCCCUCGGGAUGCAGCCCUACUACGGCAUGGGCCACGAGGAAGUGAUCUAUUACGUGCGGGACGGCCACAUCCUGUGCUGCCCGGAAAACUGUCCUCUGGAGCUGUACAAUCUAAUGAGGCUGUGCUGGAGCACGCACCCCUCAGACCGGCCCAGUUUCUGCAGCAUACACCGGAUCCUGGAGCGCAUGCACCAAAAUGCGCUCAGCGUGAACCCCGACCCCAAGCCCGACUGCUAA